Molecule: messenger RNA, 804 nt
Organism: Aspergillus neoniger CBS 115656
Lineage: Eukaryota; Fungi; Ascomycota; Eurotiomycetes; Eurotiales; Aspergillaceae
Product: putative DNA repair protein Dds20/Mei5
Exons: 2
Coding region: 1-804 (267 amino acids)
Biological process (GO): DNA recombination
Source: RefSeq, a predicted model, not a curated record
AUGAACCCAAACCAAACACCAACCCCCAACCCCAAACGCCGCCGUCUAAACACGAGCACCAAAUCAUCACCCUCAUCAACGCUCACCAAACCAUUCAAAUCGCCUCUGCGCAGACCAGCCCCAGAACCAGCAUCAGCAUCAGCCCCAGAUACCACCACCACCACAACCACCACAAACGCGCCCUCUUCAUCCUCCGAAGACCCAACAACCACACGACCCCAAAUACAAUCCCACACAUCAACACCCGCCACCCCCAAACCCAACCCCUCAUCUUUCACGACCCCAAUCCCCAAACCCACCCCCAAAAAUACCCCUACCCCCAAAGAAAAGAGAGAACAGAAGCAAAAAGAAGAAGACCCCACCCUCUCCACCCUCCGCACCACCCACCGCCACCUCCAAUCCCGACUCCUCUCUCUCCGCACCGAACUAGAAACAGUUACUCAGGCGCAGCGCAUCGAGGAAUCCCACCGCGAUGAGGAACUAGAGACGUUAAUUGUCAAGUGGAGGGGUGUGGGGCAAAGGGUUGCGGAGGAGGUGUUUGAGGGCGCGAGGGAGAGGGUAGUGAGGAUGGGGGGUGUGAGGGGGUGGAAGGGGAUGGAGAUGAGUAGGAGUAGUGGUGGUGGGUGGUGGGGAGAUGAUAAUGGCCAUGAUCAUGAGAAGAAGGGUGGGGGGAAGGAGAUGGAUGAGGAAGAAGAUGAGGAAGAGGAGGAAGAGGAAGAGUUCACGAUCGGGAUGAUGUUGAAGACGAUGGGGAUUGAUUUCAAGGUUAUCGGGUUUGAUGGGGAGGGGCAGAGGUGGAUGUGA